AUGAUCGUCGAUGAACCAACUCCAAACAAUAUCCAUUGUUACGGUUACCGUGGAAACUAUGUGACGACAGCAAGCGAUAUCCCAAACAUUAGGCUCAUCGUGCCAGGGAGUGGUGCUCUGCCCGUUUUGAUCGCAGAUAUCAAAGUGAAGACCUGCUGGCUGGUCAUGAAAAACCCGCGUAAAAUGUGGGUCUUCAGUUGGACUCUGUGGCUUUUUAGUUCCUUCUUUAUUCUACCUGUGCGAGGGAACACGUGUAGUGCCAUGGUCCAGGCUGCACCCGGUGAUGAUCUGACCGCACUUCGUAACAAGGCUUUCGCGUCUUUCAGAGCCCAGUGCCGUGGUAAACGAGAUGACGUUUCUUGCUCUGUGGAGGGACCUCUCGGGAUGGAAGAUGGUCGCAUCCGGGAUGAACGCAUCACAGCUUCGUCUUUUUGGCGAAACCUCGCUAGCCACGCCCCAUCCAGGGCCAGGCUUAAUACUCAAGCAAGCGAUAUCCCAAACAUUAGGCUCAUCGUGCCAGGGAGUGGUGCUCUGCCCGUUUUGAUCGCAGAUAUCAAAGUGAAGACCUGCUGGCUGGUCAUGAAAAACCCGCGUAAAAUGUGGGUCUUCAGUUGGACUCUGUGGCUUUUUAGUUCCUUCUUUAUUCUACCUGUGCGAGGGAACACGUGUAGUGCCAUGGUCCAGGCUGCACCCGGUGAUGAUCUGACCGCACUUCGUAACAAGGCUUUCGCGUCUUUCAGAGCCCAGUGCCGUGGUAAACGAGAUGACGUUUCUUGCUCUGUGGAGGGACCUCUCGGGAUGGAAGAUGGUCGCAUCCGGGAUGAACGCAUCACAGCUUCGUCUUUUUGGCGAAACCUCGCUAGCCACGCCCCAUCCAGGGCCAGGCUUAAUACUCAAGGAUACGCUGCAGCAUGGUGUAAUGAUGAAACUACUGAUGACAUCAGUCCGUGGAUACAGGUUCACUUCGAUGGCACAGUCACCAUCACUGGUCUGAUCACCCAGGGGCGUGGAGACAGCCCAUGCGACCAAUGGGUGACGGAGUACCAAGUGACGUACAGCGAAGACGGGCCGUAUUAG
This is a messenger RNA of Patiria miniata (bat star), 1077 nucleotides long. RefSeq names its product EGF-like repeat and discoidin I-like domain-containing protein 3. Lineage: Eukaryota; Metazoa; Echinodermata; Asteroidea; Valvatida; Asterinidae. The record is from RefSeq and is a predicted model, not a curated record. The coding region runs from base 1 to 1077 and encodes 358 amino acids. The transcript is spliced from 6 exons.